CGCCAGCCUGAUUUCGCGGGGUACCAGCACAAGGAGCAGCAGAGCAGCAGAAGGAAGCGGAGAUAUUCAACAUCGGACGCCGGAUUAAAGCGUCUGAAACGUCGGGAGGUGAAGCGGACCGCCGGGGCUCGAUCUCCGGCUUUGAUGCUGUGUCACUUCUGCUGUUUCCUCUUCGUCCUGAAAGCUCUGGAUACAGUGGAGGGUGAACGCAGCUCGACAUAAAUCUCACUGAGGCCUUGAGGAGAGGAGGAGUAAUAAUGAUGGCGACGGCGGGGCCUCCGAGCAGCUCCAGCUUCCUCCCUCUGCUGGAAUCUCUGGAGGACGGCGCUGCUGGACAGUCCGAGCAGACAGACGCCUACCUCACCAUCGCCAAUCGGCUCAGUGGAGAGGAAGGCCGCCAGUUUCUCCCUGCAGUUGAAAAGCACUUUUCUCGUUUGGGUAAAACCAUCUUGGCUCACAUAACCAGUCUGAAUGCAGAGCUGAGCCAAGCUGCCCUGCAAGCUUUAGGGUUCUGUGUUUACCAUUCCCAUGUCGUCUCCGGAGUGCCUGAAACCUUCACCGCUGAUAUACUAUCAGCACUUUGCUCCCUGGUGGGGAAGUCGACAGACAAGAACACGUGCACCAGGGCAUUAUGGGUCAUCUCCAAACAGAGCUUUCCCCCAGAUGUAGUCGCCAAAAAAGUGCCGUCUAUACUGGGAACACUGGAGAGUGUGUGGAGCAGAGAGGACAUCCAGUCUGUAGUAAUGGAGCAUGAAGCCUUGAACGUUGUCAUCAGGCUGCUGGAGCAGGUGCCCGUCCAGAUGGGCGACGGAGCGGUCCGCUGGGCGAAGCUGGUCAUUCCUCUGGUCGUCCACUCCGCCUCCAAGGUGCGUCUACGUGCCGCCGCUGCCAUGGAGAUGGGCAUGCCUCUGCUGCUGGAGAAACAGAUGGAGGUGGCUGCCAUCAUCGAGCCAAUGAUGUCCUCGAAACUGAUCCCAGAGCUGCAGAAACUUUUCAUGUCCAAGAAUGAAACCAACGUCCUGAAGCUCUGGCCCUUAUUUGUGAAACUGCUCGGGAAGAUGCUGCACAGAGGAGGUCCCUUCAUCAACUCUCUGCUGCACCUGGAGGAGCUCGGUUUCCGCAGCUCCUCCCCCACCGUCAAGAAGAUCGCCUUCAUCGCCUGGAAGAGCCUCAUCGAUAACUUCUCCCUCAACCCAGACAUCCUGAGCAGCGCCAAGCGUAUGAAGCUCCUGAUGCAGCCGCUCAUGUCCAUCAACGUCAGGACAGAAGCUCUGCUGCUCACCAAGGUGGAGGUGUGGUGGUACCUGGUGGUCCAGCUGGGACCCAACCUGUUGUCUAACUUUGAUCAGGUCUCCGUGCCGCUGCUCCAGUGCACCAUCGGCUCCGACGCCCCUUCAGUCCCCGUCACUCCCUCUAGAGCCGUCACUCAGAACGGUGCUGCUACACCUGGCACUCCCAAAACCGGCGCUCCAGGCUUCAACAGCUCGGCCAACACGUCUCGGAUGAGCCUGAACUCCAGCGUCCAGGUCCCCUCCACCUUCCCCUCCAUCCAGCUGCUGGGCCUGGAGAUGCUGCUUCACUAUUUUCUGGGGCCAGAGGCCGUUGCUGCCGCAGCGAAGAGGAAACUCCUCCUGAGUCUCGAGCCUCUGAACCACCCGCUCCUCUCCGGUGCUUCCUCUUUCACCAAACACGCCGCCAUGCUCGUCUCCAACGUCAGAGAUGGAUUCACCAACGUCGGCAAAGAUGCUCCAGAUUCCCUCCUGGCCGUCAUCUGGACGAGUCUCGUCCGUUUUGUCAAUUUAACGAUAGAGUCCGUGGGCAGUAAGAAGGACCGUCAGGGCUGCGAAGUGCUCACUCUGAUGCUUCAGGCUCUGCAGAGCAUCGUCGCCUCAGAAGCUCUGCCUGCAGACAGAGUCCUGGUUCUGCUCGAGGCCACAGUGACGGGUAUCCCCCAGAGAGUUCUCGGCUCCGCCUCCUACCAAGUCGGCAAGAUGGAUGUGCUGAAUGGAACACCAGCUCUCUUCCUCAUCCUCCUCCUCUACAACAGCAGCCUGCUCUCGGCCUACAUCGAGGACGAGAGGUUCUUUCUGAGCCUUCAGACGUUGGUGGGCUGCGGCUUGUCGGGCCCCACUUCCCCUCUGGCGUUCGCGGAGGCGGUGCUGGGCGCCAUCGGCCGCAGCGCUGGGUCUGUGCAGAACAAGGAGCAGCUGCUGAGGAUGUGGAGUGUGAUGGUCUGCCCGCUCACUGACACCAUCACACAGUCUAAUGAAGUGAACCAGGGAGACGCUCUGGAGCACAACUUCAGCGCCAUGCACUCUGCCCUGCUGUUCCCCAUCACACACCUCCUGCCCGGCGCACCUCUGCAGCAGGCGGCCCAGAAGUCGAUGCUGUCGACGUGGUCGAAGCUGUACAAGGUGUUCGCCCGAUGCUCGGCGCUGGUGGUCACAGCCGAGGAGAACAUCUGCUGCGAGGAGCUCUGCGCAAAGAUGGCGGCUUCGAUCGACAAAGACGCCUUAAAGGUCCCUUCGACAUUAAAUGCUGUUGCCAGUCUCCUCCAGGUCGUCGUGGAGUGUGUGGACUUCUCGCCGUACACUCCUCAGUUUCAGCAGAAGCUGAAGUCUCCUCACACUCCCGUGAACUGGAUGAAAAAGAAGAAUAAGACUCUGGGGAACCUGUCCACGUUCCAGUCCCUGCUGGUGCAGAGUCUGGAGGUUUAUCUGGAGGACCCUGAGGCGGCCUCUUCCUCCUCCUCCUCCUCUGACGCCACAGGAGUCGCCCUGGUCUCCGUCCUGUCUGCUCUCUUCACCAACCUUGUCAUCGCCAAUGCCGUCCAGGAGGUGCUCACCUGUCUGAUUCAGCCUCUCACCCUCUUCUACAAACAAGCCGCCAGUGAGCCGCCUACAUUCACCUCGCAGCUUCUGGCAAAGCUGGAGAAGCUUCUCGGCGACGUCCUCGGCUGCCUGCAGAGCCGCUCCGCUUUGGCCUACGACGACGAGCUCCUGUCUCUGCUCUCUCCUCUGCUGUGUGUGUUGUUCACACACAAGAACAAGCAGCUCCGCACCUCCGUCACCCAGUUCUGGAACUCCACCUUCGCCAACUCCAACAGCCUCAGUUACCCCGACGACAUCAGACCGAUACUCAGUCAAGUGAAACAGAAGAUCCCAAUCAUUCUUCCUGGCUUUGAGGCCAUCACUGUUUCUGAUGAGCUCAGUGGACAAUAUUCAAGUGAGAGCUCCCAGCUGGAGACCAAGCUCAGCGGGAUGCCCGUGUCGUCUGCGGGGAAGAGAGACUCGCUGCUGGGGAAAGCUGCAGAGCCGAAGGACAAGAGCUCUGCAAAGACCCCCAAACCAGUUUCUACAAAGCUGGACUUCAGCUCUCCCAAGCCUCCUCGCAGAGAGGCUCUGGAGGAAGAGGCCUCCAUCGACUUCGUCUUCAUUCCUCCUGAGACCAAGGAGAGAGUUUUGACCGAGCACCAGAAGGAAGUGAAAAGGACUAAAAGGGUCGACAUCCCGGCCAUGUACAACAACCUCGACGCUUCUCUGGAUACAACGGUUUUCUCUCAGUACACCCAGAGCCAAGAGGACUCCCUGGACAAACUGCCAACAGAACAAGCGGACAAGGUCAACGGAGAGGCUCCUGGCAAGGUUCCUCAGGAAGAUGUGGAAAAUGAGGAAGACACUGAAAUUCUGUCAAAAGACACUCAAGACUUUGUCAGCCCAAAAGAAGCAGAUACUGUGACAGAAAACCACCAGCAGGAAGAGGCGAUCCCAGAGUCGGCCGACGUUUCCAUGGAGGAUGACGCCAAGAGUGACGGUAGAGCAGAAGACAAGGACGUGCAGUGUAAAGAGGGCUCAAGUCCUAACGUCUCUGGCUCUUCAGAUUUGGUCACAGGGACUCCUCAGAAACCCAACAGUCGCCGUCAGUCCUUUAUCACCCUGGAGAAGUACGCCGAGGGAAAGUCUUCCAGCCCCAGCAGUGCAUCCAAGUUCACGGGUCCCCUCAUGAAGACCUCCAAUAGCCAGGAACUCUCAAACAGCAACAACACGUCGUCUUCUCCGGCUUCCCAGACACCCGCUGGUCCAAACUCUCAGGCGUCCCAGUCCACUGUGACAGGAAAAAGGAACUCACAGCAUCCUGUGAGCAGUACCGCCGAGUCCCCUCGGAGACCAAAAGACUCUGGGGUGAGAAGUGAGCCUGUGAGGCUGACCGAGAGACUGCCCAGUGACACAACGGAGGACGACGAUGUCAUCCCAGACACCCAGGCUCACGUGGAGAGCAAGGAGAGGACAGAAAAGUCUUCUGCAUCAGAGGAAAUGAAACCAUCAAGUCAGGAAGAGGAAAUGGACGAUUCUCAGGCGUCUUUGUCCCAGACUCCUUCAUCUGAACCCAGACGGUCUGGACGCAGCAGAGUCCGACCUCUGCUGCCCGGAGACGACCCUGAGGAACAGGAAGAUAAAUACACACUGAACAAAAGGAGGCGUUCCGGUGAGGAGCCCAAAAGUGAUUCUCAAAAGUUGAGCCCAGUACAAAGCAGACCAAACACGAGGAGUAAGCAGGCUGCCGAGGAGGACAGCGGCAAGGAGAGGUUGCGAACGAGGGCUCGGCAGGACAAGAGCGAGUCGAGCCAAACCAACUCUCAGGGUAGAGCGCACAAAAAGAUCAGACUGUACAGCGGUUCACAGGAGUUCCUCGAUAAACUUGAACCCAGAAGGAGAAGCACCAGAGAACAGGGGUCCAGCCAAACUGACCUACAGUCAGACUCGCAGUCCGAUUAUGAAAGUCAGUCGCAGGGAAGGCGCAGACGGCGCAGCAAAGUAUCGCUGGAGACCAACGAGGAGGCAGGACCGAAGAAAAAGGUUUUGCCUGAGAAAGAACAGUCGACUCAAACUGCCACACAAGAGCUUGAAGAGCAGACGCAAAAGGACGAUGAUGAGCUAAAGAAAGACUCUCAGGUGAUCACUCCUUCCCCUCAAACUGGUGGCAUAUCCCAAGAGUUCGAUCUUGUAGAACAGGCUGAAAAAGAUGGUGAUAAGCCAAAGAAAGAUUCUCCUGUUGUCUCGUCUGAAACUGCUGCUCAAUCCCAAGAGUUUGAACUGGUAGAAAAAAACAAAAAUGAAGAGAAAGAUUCAUCAGUUGUUGCGCCGGAGUCCCAAGACGCAACAAAGAAGUCAGUGAAUGAAUUGGAGGUCAAAGAUGAACACAAGACGAGAGAAGGUACUGAUGAUGACCUUAGUCAAGAGGACUCUCAAGUGAUCACACCUUCAUCUUCUGAAAGCCAGUCUCGGCGUAGAUCUGGAAGAAGCAAGGCCUCGUCUGAGGCAGCAGAGCCUGAAGACAAAAGCGACGGUAAGGAUUCGUUACGAAGGCAGAGUCGGUCUAAUUCCCAGGCAGAGGCCAGGAUUGGAGGUAGGACCAGAAGGAGCAAAGUCCACAAAGGGCUGUCGAAAUCAAGUCCCAGUUCUACCCCGGAGAGCUCGCAGUCAUUGGAUGAUGCUGGAUCAGCGGAGAACUCACAAGGCAGGGGCAGAUACUCGAGACGAAGGUCUUCUCAAGCGUUGGUAGCCAGUGUGGAGUCCUCAGAGUGUGAAUCCCCGGAGGUCAGAGAAAAUUCCCCAAUGCCCAAAAAGAGAGGAAGGAAACCUCGAGCUUUGCUUCCAAGUCCUCUCACCCUCGAAUCUAAAGACGGAAUUAAUAAGGAUGUCCCUGACUCUUCUCAAAAAGCAGAUGCACAAAGCAUAGAAACCGAUAACGUAACGGAUUUAGAGGAAUCACAGGAAAGCCAAGAUUUGCAGGGUUCUGAAUCACUUCAGGUUACAGGUGACGCCGAGGAGCAAAGUAACAAAGAAUCUCCAGUAGAGGCCGAGGUUGACGCCUCGGAGUCUGUCGCUCCAGAGAAAACCGAGGUCGACGACACAAACGGGAGCAGUUCGUCACCUCACAAGACGGAGCAGAGUGGCUCAGAAACAAACGCUGAUAAUACCUCCUCACGAGAGACCGACACCGGCGACCUGGAAAUGCUUGAAUCGACUGGAAUAAGUAAUGAAGAGAUUCAGGAAGAGUUGCCAAGUGAUCCAGCUGCUGAGGACACUCCGGCGCCCCCUGGUGAGACAACGGAGAAACCUCAGGUCUCUGAGUCCUCGGAGGACAAAGCUGAGGAGGUUUCUGAAACCGACAGUGUUAAAGAAAAUCAGAAAGAUGAUUCAGCUACAGACCACCAGGAAGAGCCAGUCGUUCCAGUGGAGGACACGGCUCAAGACGACCAGGUAGACCAGGAAGAGUGUCCAAGUGCCGCAGACGAGCUUUCAAAGGAAGACGAACUGUCCGUCUCAAACCAGCAUCCAGACGCCAGCACUGAGGACGAGAUCGCACCUCUACUGGAGGAGGAGGAGGAGGAGGACGAUGAUGAUGAUGAUGAAGAUGGCAAAACCCAGGUUAUUGAGUGUCAGGACGAAGAGAAAACUCAGAUGGGCAACGCUGACAACGAUGUGGCUGUAAAUCUGGAGACCGCCCUGACUGACCUUUGCGACACCUCAGCGCUGGUACGAGACUCUACCAGCGAAGAUGUUUUCCAGGGUUCUCCGGUGAAGCAGAAGGACCUGGAGGCUGUCAUGGCGUCAGACAUCGGCCAGAGCCCGAGCAGUGGCAGGACCAGAGGAACCUGGUCUCCCUCAGCCUCCCCCUCCACCAGUAUCCUUAAGAAGGGCCAGAAGAGACCACUAGAGGAGGAGACUCCCUCACCCCUCGUCAAAUCCAGACGUGUGUCUUUUGCGAAUCCAAUCCAACAGCAGGAAGUGGCAGACGACAUCGACCGCCGCAGCCCUGCUGUCAGAACCAGCUCCCCCAGGAGAUCCAAAGGGAGCAGUAUCCCGCAGCCCAAGUAUGUCACUACCCCGACAAAGGGCUUGCUGAUCCUCAGCCCCAGAAAUCUGCGCAGUCCAGGUUACAAGAGCUCCAAGAAAUGCCUGAUUUCUGAAAUGGGCCAAGAGCCUCGCCCCGUCCCCAGAGACUGUAUCUAUCCUGCCCUGGUCGGCUGCUCCACACCUGUAGAAGCUGUGCUGCCUCAGAUAUCCUCCAACAUGUGGUCUCGUGGCUUUGGGCAGCUUGUUCGAGCCAGAAACAUCAAAACGGUUGGUGACCUCAGCGCUCUGACUCCCAGUGAAAUCAAAACUCUGCCAAUCCGCUCCCCAAAGAUCUCCAAUGUGAAGAAGGCACUUAGAACUUAUGAACAACAGCGUAAAGGUCGAGGUGGAGAUGAGUUGAAGAGUUUCGAUGAGAUGGAGAUGAUGACCUCUGAACUGGAGGACACCAGCGCUGCUCAAAACCAGGAUGAGGAGGAUAAGACGUCAGGAGAGACGCUAGCGACAGAGCUGGUGGACGAGCCUGCUCCUGCAGAUGGGAGGUCACAGCAGGACGGCUCCGGGACUCAUGACACACCGGCAGGAGACCACCACCAGUCGGAAGGUCAGCUGCCACCUAACGGGCUGCUGUCGGAGGUGGAGGCCCUGACCUGCAGGAUGACGCCACCGCAACUGAGCCGCUGCUCGCCGCAGCAGCUCGUCCAGAUGCACGAUCAGUUAGGAGACAUGAUGAGGCGCGUGGUGGUCGAGCUGCACACGCGCCUCCGACAGACGGAGGGCAAACCCUGAAGAGAACUUCUGCUUCUACUGGAUCACACAGCUGCUCGGGCGCCAAGAGGCAAAUAAAGACACGGAUCAAUUCAAGAUGAAUCUGUGACGGAGGAUGAAAUACUUUACCCACCCUGGCUUUGUGUACAUGGACGUGUUAAAACCAGAUUUUACAAAGGAGAAUUUUAUGUUUUGUUUUAUUGUUUGUUUUUUUUUUUUAAACUCGGUGUUCCUUUGCCUUUUUUCUCCGUUUAGUUUUUAUCCAUGCGACAAGAAGCAAAAGAGGAAGAAGAAGCAGUUUUUCCUCUCGCUUGAGUUGAUGGGUAGUUUGUAAUUUUUCAGAAACAAAGGGAAGCACAGUCACACUUUUUAAAACUGUGUCAAAAGAAGAUGACGUAUUUUAAUAGGUGUAGCCUGGACAUGGAUGGUUUUUUCUUACUGUCCUCUGUAGACUUUAUAAUAAGAGACUGAUGAAAGACUACGACUGUCUGAUUUUGUACAUAUGAUUUCUCUCGUCACUCCUUUCCCCUCAUGUGCCUGUUUUUAGGCUGUCUGCAGCUCAUCAGUGCUCUUGUACAUUUUUGUAGAGUUUUAGUUUCUAAACAUUUUGUCAUCUCUCUUUAAUGUCUUAUCACAAUUUUAAUGCCAUGAAACAAACAGUAGAUGGAAAUAAAUCGGCUGCACUUAAGUCUUUAUUUGUGGUUUUAAAUACUUAAAUAAAAGGCAAAACUGAAUGAAUUUUAAAGAGCAGUUACAUUUUUAAGCUUUUUGUUCGACUUGCAUCAUUUAACAUGAAACGACAGAUUUCUGAUUUGAUUCUACUAUUUUUUUAUUUUAUUUUAAAGAAGACUUGAUAAUCUUACAGAGCUGUACAAGUCUUAUAGAAACAGGCAAUUGGCUCAACAGUAAAAGAAAACUGAAGAGCUGCUGGAAACCGGCUAAGUGACGCUGAAGGCUCCGUGGCAGAGACAAAUUAAAUGUCAAUGAAAUGUUUAUUUUUCCCUCCCUGCAGUUUUCAAGUCUGUCUUCAAACGGUCUGUAACUUUGGAAGAUCUCCGCUUGAAAUGACUUUUUCUCGGGUUUGUCCUGGAGAAAAAUAAAUAAAGAAUAGCAACAGUU
This is a messenger RNA of Seriola aureovittata, 8744 nucleotides long. It is a transcript of the gene rif1, whose product is annotated as replication timing regulatory factor 1. Gene Ontology annotation, cellular component: nucleus. The transcript is spliced from 36 exons. Gene Ontology annotation, biological process: telomere maintenance. The coding region runs from base 258 to 7646 and encodes 2462 amino acids. Lineage: Eukaryota; Metazoa; Chordata; Actinopteri; Carangiformes; Carangidae. The record is from RefSeq and is a predicted model, not a curated record.